Messenger RNA from Sungouiella intermedia, 822 nucleotides. Lineage: Eukaryota; Fungi; Ascomycota; Pichiomycetes; Serinales; Metschnikowiaceae. The record is from the annotation of a GenBank genome assembly.
AUGUCACGUGUUGGAGUUCUCGUGUUAGGUCCUGCUGGAGCAGGGAAAUCGACUUUUUGCAAUUCCAUUAUUGCACACAUGCAGUCGAUUGGAAGACGAGCUCACAUUGUCAACUUGGAUCCUGCUGCUGAACCUACCGAAUUUGAGUUCACCAUAGAUAUUCGUGACUUAAUCUCUCUUCAGGAUGUUAUGGAAGAGAUGGAUUUGGGUCCUAACGGAGCGUUGGUGUACUGCUUUGAGUAUCUUUUGAAUAAUUUGGAUUGGCUUGAUGAGGAAAUCGGAGAUUUCAACGAUGAGUAUUUGAUCUUCGAUUGCCCUGGUCAAAUCGAGUUGUAUACGCAUGUUCCUGUUUUGCCCACAAUUGUUCGUCAUUUACAGACUUCGUUGAACUUCAAUCUAUGUGCCACAUAUUUGUUAGAGGCUCCAUUUGUCGUUGACAGAUCAAAAUUCUUCAGUGGCGCUUUAAGUGCCAUGUCUGCCAUGAUUUUACUUGAGUUGCCGCACAUUAACAUUCUCUCCAAGACUGACUUAAUCAAGAGUGAAGUUUCUAAAAAGCAGUUGAAGCGGUUCUUGAAUCCUGACCCGUUGGUAUUGGAAUCGGACCCUGACAAGCUGCUUAAUCCCCGUUUCACAAAGCUUAACAAGGCAAUUGCGCAAUUGGUGGACGAUUUCGGUAUGGUACAGUUCCUACCUCUAGAUUGCCUGAAGGACAGCAACUCUGUGGCUACGAUUUUGAGUUAUAUUGAUGAUGUUACACAAUGGUCAGAGAGUCAGGAGCCUAAAGAGCCUGUGGAUGAGUUAGAGAUAGAGGAGGAGGACUAA